AUGUCAAAGGAGGCUAAACUUAAAGAAGAGGUCACUGAAAGAUUAGAUACAGUAGAGGUAAAGCCACCACCAAGUACAACUUCACAUCAUAUAAUUGAACCCUUUGCAUAUCUAACAUCUACAACAACUGAAGCAAAAUAUAAAAAUGUACUUCUUAUCUUGAAUCAAUCUUUUUCAAUUGAUUUGUUUAGUAUAUGGAGACAUUGCGAAUUGGUAGUAUGUGCCGAUGGAGGAGCUAAUAGAUUAUAUAAUUUUUUUAAAGACGAAACAUUGAGGUCGAAAUACAUACCCAACUAUAUAGUUGGAGACUUUGAUUCCUUGACCGAUAAUGUCAAAGAAUACUACAAAGCAAAAGGAGCUAAAAUAAUACCGCAAAAAACUCAGUAUAGCACAGACUUUCAAAAAGCAAUAAAAUGUAUACAGUUGCAUUAUUUGUUGGAGAAAGACAACCAAGAUUGGCCAGAAAUAAAUGAUGAUAGUGGUUUAGAUGAAACUUGGGAAAAAGUGUUUCAUGCUAAAAGCGACAUAGACAUUAGAGUAUAUGCUUUAUCAGCAAUAGGUGGCAGAUUUGAUCAAACGAUCCAAUCAAUUAACCAAUUAUAUAUCUUACACCAACAAGAACCAAAUUUACAAUUAUUUUUCAUAACAGAAUUUGAUAUAUUAUUUUUAUUAUAUAAAGGUACUAAUUAUGUUAAAUAUCCUUCAAGAUCAAUAUUUUAUCGACCCAAAGAUUCAAUACCUACUUGUGGAUUACUUCCCUUAAGUGAUAGAUCGGUGGUGUUGAGUAGUGAUGGUUUGAAAUAUGAUGUUAAAAAUUGGACUAGUAAAAUGACUGGUAAUGUCAGUUCUUCAAAUAGAGUUAGUGGUGAAGAUGGAUUUAUAGUGACAUGUUCGGAUGAUAUUUUGAUCAAUAUUGAAAUAGAUUUAUAG
Messenger RNA from Lodderomyces jiufengensis, 930 nucleotides. RefSeq names its product thiamine diphosphokinase. The transcript has a single exon. Gene Ontology annotation, biological process: thiamine metabolic process; thiamine diphosphate biosynthetic process. NCBI's taxonomy places the organism in Eukaryota, Fungi, Ascomycota, Pichiomycetes, Serinales, Debaryomycetaceae. The coding region runs from base 1 to 930 and encodes 309 amino acids. The record is from RefSeq and is a predicted model, not a curated record. Gene Ontology annotation, molecular function: thiamine diphosphokinase activity; thiamine binding; ATP binding.